Molecule: messenger RNA, 1113 nt
Organism: Closterium sp. Naga37s-1
Lineage: Eukaryota; Viridiplantae; Streptophyta; Zygnematophyceae; Desmidiales; Closteriaceae
Source: the annotation of a GenBank genome assembly
AUGCUUUCCACGUCGCACGCUUUCCCAUGUCGCCCACGAAUUCAACCGUCGCCCACGCUUCCCUCGUCGCUGUCGCGUUCCCCCAUCGCCCACGCAUUCCCCCCGUCCCCACCGUCACCAUUCCUUCUCACCGUCGCCAUCCUCUUCCCUCGUCGCAGUCGCGUUCCCCCGUCGCCCACGCAUUCCUCCCGUCCCCACCGUCACCAUUCCUUCUCCCCGUCGCCCACGCUUCACUCGUCGCUUUCGCUUUCCCUCGUCACCCACGCGUUCCCCCCGUCCCCACCGUCAACAUUCCUUCUCCCCGUCGCCAUCCUCUUCCCUCGUCGCUGUCGCGUUCCCCCGUCGCCCACGUAUCCCCCCCGUCCUCACCGUCACCAUUCCUUCUCCCCGUCGCCAUCCUCUUCCCUCGUCGCUGCCGCUUUCCCCCGUCGCCCACGCAUCCCCCCCGUCCCCAUCGAUUUCUACUGUCGCCAUUGCUUCCCCCGUCGCUCUUGCUUCCCACUCUCACCAUUCUUUGUGACCGUCGCCCAUCCAUUCCGCCGUCGCCCACGCUUCCCUCGUCGCCCUCUAUUUCCCGCGUCGCCCACGAUUUCCCCUGUCGCCUAUGCUUCCCCCGUCGCAUUCGCUUCCUCCGUCGCCAUCGCCUCCCGCGUUUGGCCUUCCCUCCCCUCCCCUCGAACUAUUCGCCUUCCCCCCGUCACCCUUUGCUUUGCCCCGUCCCCCUCGCUUUCCAACGUAGCCUUUGCUUCCCCCCGUCGCCCUUGCAUCCCACGGUCGCAUUUGCUUUCCCCCGUCGCCUUUGAUUACCCCCGGCCUUGCAUCAUCCCCUCAUCAUCCCCUCCCCCCCUCGUCGCUCUCACCCCCGCCCCAUCCCGUCUCUCUCAUCCCCCCUCAUCUCUCGAACUUCCAUCUCAUCCGCAUCCCUCUGGUCUCUUCCCUCAUCAACCUCCCUCCUCCAUCCGCCCUCGUCCCCCAUCGUCCACCCCCCCUUAUCUCUCCCUCAGCCCUACCUCACCCCUCCCUCUCCCCCCCCCCUCCUCUUACCCCAUUGCAGGAUGGCUUAUAUUUGCACAAUAUUUGGGCCUGAAGGCUUCUCUGGCCGGGGCCCCCUAA